AUGAGUAACAAUGGCUACGCCCAUGACGAAAUUGAUUGCACCAGUGCAUCUAUGAAACCUGAUUAUCCUUGCGUUAAUAGCUUGUAUUGGAAUUCGUCUAACGCCUUUGCUGCAAAUAGUUCUGGAACGAAUACGUAUAUAUUAUCUUUUCUCAAAACAUUUGUUAAUGUUGAAAAAAUUCAAAUCAAAGAUGGAGAUCGUCUAACUUUUUUGAGUAGUUCAGUAAUUGAUUCAUCACUUGAUGGAUCUAAUUACAAAUUUAUUAUGGAAACAAAUGAUCCAUUUUGUGAUAGAAGUGAACAUGCUCCGGCCUGCGAUUGCGAUACUGAAACAAUUAGAGAAUAUAAAUUUCCCCAACCUGUCACAUUGAAGCAUCUUCGAAUUUCUGGGAAAGGAUUAACUUCAUGCGGUAGCACUGAACUUUCCUUUUAUGCUAUUGAAAUUUUUGGAACUUUUUCAUCAUAUUGUAAUUGUAUAUCAAUCAGAUACACACAAUGUUCAUAUUUUAUCUCAUUCACUCUUAUACUCAUUUCACCAUGA
This is a messenger RNA of Trichomonas vaginalis G3, 540 nucleotides long. Its product is annotated as galactose-binding domain-like family. The transcript has a single exon. Lineage: Eukaryota; Parabasalia; Trichomonadida; Trichomonadidae. The record is from RefSeq and is a predicted model, not a curated record. The coding region runs from base 1 to 540 and encodes 179 amino acids.